AUGCUAUGCCUUGCGUUUUCCAUGCUUGAUGAUGAUGAAAAUGCACCUGAGAUUGAUAUGAUUAAUGUUAUAUCCAAGACAGAGAUCAUUUUAGAGGUGGAUGGUAACAUUCCUAACGUUGAAUCCUCAAUUCAUCCCAUACCUUCUCUUAAUCACCUUCGAGGACUUAAUGUAUGGAGGUGUAAUAAUGUUGAAGUGGUGUUUGAGAUAGAGAGUUCCAGUAACAGCAGCAGCAGCACAGAUUUCACAACAACUCUGCAUAAAUAUAAUCAUCAACCACCACCACUACUACUUCCCCACCUCAAAUCCUUAUGGUUAGAAGAUGUGGAGAGGAUGAGUGAUGUGUGGAAGUUCAAUUGGAAGAAACUUGUAAUUCCUCAAAACCAAUCACAAUCCUACUCAUUCCACAACCUCACAACCAUAUACAUGGAAAAGUGUCAUAGCAUAAUGUACUUAUUUUCACCUGUCAUGGGCAAACUUCUUCCCAACUUAAAGGAGGUGGAGAUAUGGAAUUGUGAUGGUAUUGUAGAAGUUGUUUCAAAUAGAGAUAUUAAUGAUGAAAAUGAAGAAAUAAUAUCUUCUACUCACACAAACACCUUCUCCUCCUUCCCUCUUCUUGAUUUGCUCUUCCUCCAGUCUUUGCCACGCCUAAAGAGUAUCGAUGGCGGUACUACGAUCACAACUACUUCCAUCCAUGAUCAGUUCAAGUGUUCUCAAGUCGGUGUUGCUUCGUGGUUCUUAUGCCAAUACUCCAAAAAGAUUACUAUAUCAACUUGUCCUGCCCUAUCAAGAGUGUUUCCAUCCAAUGUAGUGGGACGGCUGCUUAAGCUUGAAGAGUUGAGAAUAUGGAAUUGUAAGUCAAUAGUAGAGCUAUUUGAAACUGAAUGGGCGAACAACAAUGGUGUUGAUAGUAGUAAUGUUGGUGAUGGAAGUGACGAUACAUGUACUGCAAUCACCAUCCCAAGGUCGGCAAAUAUGACUCUGCUUCAAUUGCCUGUUAAAGAUCAUCACUAG
Lactuca saligna is the source of this 1014-nucleotide messenger RNA. The record is from the annotation of a GenBank genome assembly. Lineage: Eukaryota; Viridiplantae; Streptophyta; Magnoliopsida; Asterales; Asteraceae.